Messenger RNA from Salpingoeca rosetta, 6933 nucleotides. RefSeq lists its product as uncharacterized. Gene Ontology annotation, cellular component: cell-cell junction; plasma membrane. The transcript is spliced from 2 exons. The record is from RefSeq and is a predicted model, not a curated record. Gene Ontology annotation, biological process: homophilic cell-cell adhesion. The coding region runs from base 90 to 6854 and encodes 2254 amino acids. Lineage: Eukaryota; Choanoflagellata; Craspedida; Salpingoecidae. Gene Ontology annotation, molecular function: calcium ion binding.
UGCAGACAGUGCGACAGUUCGACAGACAAAAGCGUUGUUGUGCGUGCAACAACAGCCGCACAACAACAGCCGUACAACGCCAACAGACGAUGCAGCGACUUGUGCCGGUGGUGCUGCUGUUGGUGCUGCUGGCCGUGCUCGGGCACAGCAAGAGCAGCAGCAGCAGCAGCAACAGCAGUAGCACGAGCGAUGGUGGGCUUGCAGGUGAGGAUGGAAGGAGCAUCGUACGAGGUCAUCUCCUUCUACCACCAACAUCAGCAACACCAGCCACACCAGCAACAACAGCGACAGCGUGGGUGGGACUGGUGUUGGAGGCGGCGGAUGGCGCCGUCGUGAUCCGGGUGCGUGCGAGUCGGGCCAGCGCCAGCGCCAACGUCACCGCCGUUGUCACGCAUGCUGAUGGCACAUGUACGUUUGAGGCAGCGCAGCUUUCACAAGAGGCACAGGCUGCUGUUGGCGGCGACGCUGGAUCGCUCUUCUACGCCACCCUCGCACCAAACACGGCGUGUUCAACAACAACAACAACAACAACACAUGCCACGAACGGCGACGCACCCGCCGUCGGCGUCGCUGUCCUCGUUGACGGGAAAACAGUGCUGACCACACCGCAGCAGCCCCAGCAACAGCCAGCGCUCAAUGCCUUGCCAUCAGCCAUGCUGCAGCGCUUUUCGCCGCUAUUGUUCCAGGGCGUGGUGCAGUCGCUCAACGACCCCGCCAACCCAACUGCAUCCAUAUCACCGCUGCUUCCAAGCACCGCCACCUCAAGCGCAAACGCAGCCGCUGCUGGCGGAGUUUUGAUUGCCACUUACUCCAGCGUCAACGUCACGCUGUACCCAGAGAUGUUCAAUGUAACCCAACCCUUGACCAUCUCCAUUCAUGACAGGUUUCAGAACACCCUCCUCUUCUCCACGCAAGCCUUUCAGGGACCUGUUGAGGUGCCCGUGCGUGUGCUGGGCCCUGCGGGACAGGUGGCCAACCCCCUCGCAGACCAGCGCUUUAUCGUGCACGUUGCCUUUGAUGAAGCACCACAGCUGCCGCCAGCAUCGCCGUCAACCCAAGUCACGUUCACGUCCCUCCUCAACCCAGAGCCAUGGCUCGUGCCCAUGCCCGUGGUGGACACGGCAACGGAGAUGCCCGCGCCAGAGCAGCGCAUGCUCGCGUGCACGCCACCGUCCAAUGCGGUCUUGGCGACGUGGAGCCACGCCAACACACAGUGCCGUGUUCAAGCCAGCCGGAACGACGCCCUCGCUUGUGUGCUUGUGCAAGGCCGCUGGUGUGUCGUGCAACAGCAAGGCACGAACGUGCCAUACCCGACCGAUGGGGGCGACCUCGCGGUGACCGUCACCCUCUCAUCGCCAACGGGACUGCGCACGGUGUCUCAACGCGCGCGCAUCAGCGUUCAAGACAUCAACAACAACCCACCUGUCUUCCCAUCACCAUCAUCAUCGUCGUCGUCGCUGUCGCUGGCGGUGCGCGAGAACUUGCCUGCCAAGAGCUUGUGCGGCCGCGUGCGCAUCACGGAUGAUGACGUGACCUUCCCGCCACCGGUCGUCACCAUCCUGCGCACCCUGCCUGCACGCGAUAUUGGCGAUGGCGACGACACCAUCGAACCUGCUGGUUAUCCGUUUGCCGUGGGUGCAGUGUCGCGGGAGAGGCCGGGUGUUUUCCUUGUCGACAUUUUCACCACCGCCACCCUUGACCGCGAGGCAAUUGCCAACUACACGCUGCUCCUGCGAGCAGAUGACGGCACGCACACCGCCACCGCGCCCGUCUCCGUGACUGUGACCGAUGCCAAUGACCACACUCCUGCUCUUGUCGCCGUGUCCAGCGCUGCUUGCACUCGCACAUCGCCCCCAGCGGACGCGACAGGCUCGUCAUCGGCGUGUGCGGUGUGGGCAGUGAACAGCCCUGCUGUGCCAGAGGACACACCCCUCAACACGGACGUCACUGUCCUGUCGGCGUUUGAUGCCGACAGUCCGCUCUCUGGCGGCGGCCGCGUCUUCGCGUCGCUCGUCACAGACGCCACGCGCGCGUGCACUGCGGCCGACUCGCAGUUCUUUCAACUCAUCGCCACCAGUGACAGCGAUGAUGAUGGUGGUGGUAGUGCUGCCGCUGCGGAUGUGUCUGCGCGUUGGGCGUUGCGGUUGGUGCGGCGCCUUGACUAUGAGGCUAGGCGAGUCAUGCGCGUGUGUGUGCAAUUGGAGGAUGCUGGCCUCCCACCGCGCGCCGCAACUGUUGCCGUUGACGUGCACGUCAGCAACGCCGUGUUUGAGAUGAACGCAAUUGGUGAUGGCGCCUGGAUCUACAGCGCUGCACGCGGUCUCCCCCUCACAGCAGCAGCAACAACAACGACAGCAGCGACAAUGAGUACAUCAUCAUCGUCGUCGUCGUCUUCGUUGUCGUCGUCGGCGUUGUCACUGCGUGGCGUACCGCUGGCUCACCGCCUGUCCUCCAUCUUCCCGCUGCCUGCGUCUGAAUUUGUUGCGCUGCCGGCAGCCGCCGCCGCCACCAUCACCCUCGCCUUCAACGGCGAAGCAGACACGGAGGAUAUUGAUGUCGCAGUCAACACCGAUGCAAACACCGACGCAUCGUCAACCACCACCUCCUCCUCAUCGUCAGCUGCAGAUGCAGCUGAUGUACAUGUGCGUGUUGCGCAUCGUGUGAAUCCGACAGAGGAGACGGAUUGCGUCAUGUCAGAGUGGAUCCAGCUUCCGGUCUGCUACGAUGCAAGCACGGGCCUGCCCAUUGAUGCAGACGAAUGGGCUGCGUUCCACUCACAGCAACAACAACAGCAAGCGUCUUCUUCUUCGUCAACGUCUUCAUCAACACCACCACUCUCGUAUGCGCACGUGCUUGCAAGCAACGACAGCAGCGACGUCGUUCGCCCGCUCGUGCGGUUUGUGGUACAGCCGCGCGAUGCAAACGGGUACGGCCGAGACUGCCCCCGCUACGACACGCGUGCGCUGCAGGAAAGCAGGGUGUCACUUGCAUCCACGGUGCGCGGUCCAAUUGGGGUGCACGUGUACCCUAGUGAGACGCCACCUUACGGUGCGCUGUACACGCUUCGCUUUGCGCCGUGCCUGCAAGCAGCAGACGCAUCGGCCAACACGGAGGCGUUCCCCGACACCUUGUCCUCCCUCUUUGACGUCCUCAAUGGCACCACCAGCAACAGCGGCAGCGACAGCGGCAGUUCCAACAACGCCAACAUCAACAUCAACAACAACAUCAACAACAACAACAACAGCAACAGCAACAGCAACAGCACGUCGGAUGCGGUGCGCGGACUGUUGGACCACCUCGCCGUCCUGUCUGCUGUUAGCGAUUCCUCCGCACGCAACGGAUAUGCGCGCAACAACCGCGACCUCGACGGGUGGCGGGUUGGAGGCCUGAGGGUGCCCGGUGACCUGACCACAGCCAUCGAACAGGCCGAAGCAGCAGCAGCAGCAAGUGGAGGGGAAGACGGUGGUGGAGAUGCGGGGGUGGUUGUGGUGGCGCAGUCACGCGUGUCCACACAGCAACGGCCCCUGUCUUCGCUUCUUGCCUCCCUGCUAUCAGGUGCUGGCGACGCUGCGGGUGCUGGUGUGGCGUCAGCCGGCAGCAGCAGUUCGUCAACAGCUGUUGACAUCUACGAUGGUACGUGGGCAGUGUGCGACUACACCAUGGGUGGUAGCAGUGAUGCGAGCACCUCCAAUUGCACCAUCACCAUUACGCCGAUGUCAUCAUCUUCAUCGUCGCCAUCGCCAGCGGUGCUUGAUGCCGUGACCGGCCUGGUGUCUGUCACGCCCGGCCUCCACACGCUUCAAAUUGCAGCAGAGGUCAACGGCAAAGUUGCCCGUGUGCACGACAUUCCGUUGCUUGCAGGCAAUGCGUCGGACUUUGCCGCUGCUCACACGCGAUCAACCUGCGCCUGGUCACCAUCGCCUGACGCAACAACAACAACAACAACAACAACAACAACGACUGCGACUGCAACGGCUGCAGCGUCAUCGUCUGCGUCGUCGUCCUCAUGCACGGCAUCGUCGUCGUCAGCAGAUAUGAGCAGCAGUGGUGAUGGUGUGGACUGGGAUCGUGUGUCGCUUGCAUCAGGCCCCGCCGCUCACCUCUCUGAUUUGGAUGGUUUGUGGCGGAGAAUGAUGAAGCCCUCUCAGAAGGGAGCGGGCGGUGUUGGCGCAGAACGAACCACCGUGACCCUUGGCACGCACCCAUCCUACCUCUCCAUUGGCCCCGCACGCCUCACAUCCCCGUUUGUCGUGCGCUCGCACACGUGCAAGGGCGAUGGCGCUGGUGUGCUCACCUGUCCAUCCGCCUUUACUGGCAGCCACAGUGGGAGCCGCGCGCUUGCUGCAUCGCUGCUGGCGGUGGCACAAGGGUACACGGAUGUCAUUGUGGCGCCCACGAGCAACGCGACCGCUGCAGACACCGCCCCCUUCGGGACAGACACCAGUGGCACUGGUGGUGGUAGUGGUGCUGCUGGCGCAUACGAGAGCCAGGCGUUGUCAUCCCACGUCGUGCAAGUGGCCUCCUCACCCGGCUUUGAAUGGGCGUGCCAAGGACUUGCUUCUGCUGGCAUUGAAGAUGCCGAUGACGAUGUGACUAUGGCAACGGGAGCCACGUCGACAACAGCAGGAUGGGAUUUGAGUCGCCCAACGGCGGUAGCGUUUGGCGUUGAUGCGUCUCCGUCCUCGGCCUUCUUUGUGUCGUGGCCAGCGCAGGAGUUUACGCAAGCUGCGAGCGUGUCGUUUGUUGCAGCAUGCACUUCAGCAUCACGCUUCCUUGCGUGCAUCGUUGACCCGCCGUCGACAUCGUCGUCCAGCGUGCACUUGCCGUGCGGCGAAUACGAUGCUGUGGAUGAGGUGUAUCGUGCAACGCUUCCUCUCUUCUAUGGCACCAACACCGUACGCGUGUACUGCGUGGAUGACACUGGCAGCCUCUCCCCGUUGCCUGCAAGCAUUGUGCAGACGGUCGACCAGGAUCCGCCCACCCUUCGCGUCACAGCGCUGCCGAGCGACUGCACGGAACCGACGGCGUGUGUGACCAGCGCGCGUGAGGAAGGCGUGGCUGCCUUGAGCGCGGACGAACCUGGCACCCUCAUGUGCCGGCAUGGCCAUACAAGCGCACUCGCCACCACCACGUCGGCUUGUUGCCGCGCGGUUGUGGCGGCGGUACAGCGCGAAUGGGAGAACACGACGCUCGCAAACGAGAAUGGCGAUGAUGUGCUGUCCAGCAGUGGCGGCAAGUCCCCUGAUGGCGAUGUCAGUGGUGGUGGUGGUGGUGAAGGCGUGCUGCCUGGUGUUGUGGCCAACAGCACCGUUGCUGCCGAAUGCGAACAGCUGUGCAUGUCUGGCCUGCUCUUCUCCUCCUUUGCUGACGCCAUUCAGCGCAACAUGACAUCCGCUGAUGCCAGGGGUGAUAUAGCACAAGCAGCAUCGAUGGGCGUGUCUGCAGACGCGUGCUUUGGGUCGCUCUCCCGUGCUGUGCGUGCACACAUGUCGUACAGCGCGUGCGUGCAAGCAGAACUGCGAACAACGCUGGAGGCGCUCGUUGCCGUGGAAACACCCGUCAUCGCCAUCGAUGAGGUUGUGAGCAGUGAUGGGGAGGGGCGCAGGAGUGGCGGUGGUGACACGCCAUCCACACUUGAAGCCAUCUCGUGGUCGGAAUGGACGGAAUGCAAUGGCGCUGUUCGUAUCCGCGCCAGCACCAGCAACACCAGUGACACCAGUGACACCAGUGACAGCAUAGCUGAUGGGUCCACGUUUCAUGUGUCCAGCGCGCAUGGGCAAGUGGUGGUGCAUCAGGUGGUGGCGGCGGAUGUGGCAGGCAACCGUGCCUCCACCGCUGCAACGGCUUUGACCAGCGCUCCAUUCAUUGCCUGGCUUGUUGAUGCGCAGCACCGAAGCAAUGGCACGCUGGCCGAGCUGCUGGCCUUUGCGGUUGGCGUGGAGGAAGCUGAAGAGGCCGCACAGCAGCGGGCGGCUGCCAUUGCACGUGCACUCGCGGCGUGUCCUGGCACAAGCACAGCCCUGGUUGCCACCACCGUCCUUGCUGGCGUGCUGUGCGCUGCGUGCGUGCUGUAUCUCGCAUACCUGCAUGUGACGUGGGACGCGUGUGUGGACAGGGCUUCGAAGCGCGGCGAGAAGUCGUUUGAGAGCACAGCGCCGCGCGCCAAGCACGCCCUUCAGCAAGCGUUUGAACUCAUCCACAUGUCUGAUCUUGCCGUGGACGGCUCGUUUGAGAUCAACCCUGGCUUCGUGGACACGACGGAAGAUGAUCUGGUCGCCAACACGAGCUUCCUGUACGGUCUAGGCCUGCACGCACACGACGAUGAUGAUGACGACGAUGACGAUGGUGAUAGUGAUGAUGAUGAUGGUGAUAAUGCUGGGAGUCGGUUUGUUGGUAUUGGUGCAUCCUUUGUUGGCGACAAACAUGAUGCGAGUGUGCUUCUGCGCCACGACCCCUCACAACACCAGCAUGGGCAAGAGCAAGGGCGAGCCGCAGUAGAUCAGAGGGGCGUCGGGAAGAAGAGCGUUCAACACCAACAGCCUCAACACCAGCAGCAACAUGGUGGUGUGUCUGCGCCCGAGGACCCUGCGGGAUGGCUGCCUGGUGGACUUGACGAACCGCCCAUGCUGAGCGACGCGUUUGCGGCUCUCGGAGGCGUACACGAUGAGCACGGUGACGGUGGCGGUGAUGAAGGGAGCGAGGUGGAGGAGGACAUGUCAUCGUUUGGAUUCCACACAGUACCAGCAGCGACGGCCGCAGCGAACAGUGGUGGUGGUGACGACUCGAGUGGUGAAUACUACAACGGCAGCGACGACGACGACGAUGAUGACUCGGAUGAAGACGACUUUGUUUGAGAGAGUGAGAGAGAGAGAGAGUGUGUGUGUGUGAGGGAGAGAGAGAGAGAGAGAGAGUGUGUGUGUGUGUGUGUGUGUG